CGUUGGCGGCGCUGUUCAAUAACUCCACAAAAUUGUUUCGUCGCAUCACAAAUUACAUGAAUUACUUUGCGAUUGUUUUCUGAGAAUAUUUGCCCAUUUAAUUCAGUCUGCAAACAUGGGAUGCGACGGGGGAACCAUCCCAAGACGAGAUGAACUCGUGAGAUUGAAGAAAAAACCGGAACAGGUUGAUAAAAACAUGGAACGAAUGGCCAAAUGGCUGCACUGUGCAAUCAGCCAGGAACGACUACGGCAGCCAAUCAUGGCUUGUGAACUGGGAAGAUUGUACAACAAGGAAUCCUUAUUGGAAUAUCUGCUGGAUAAGUCGACGUGUGACUCUGCACAGCACAUCAGAGGGCUGAAGGAUGUGAAGGAGUUGAACAUGACUUCCAACCCCGCCUUUGAGAAGAGUGGACAGCAGAAGGAAGAUUUGUAUCUUGAAAAUGGCACUACACAGUACAUCUGCCCGGUAACAGGACUGCAAAUGAACGGACACUACAAGUUUUGCUUUCUGUGGGAAUGCGGCUGUGUCUUGUCGGAGAAAGCUCUGAAGGAAGUCAAGUCCGAUGUUUGUCACAAGUGCGGUGCUGCAUACGACGUGGACGAUGCCGUCAUCAUAAACGGAAGCCCCGAAGAGGUCGACGACCUGCGAUCCAAGAUGGAGGACAAGAGGGCGAAAGCAAAGGCUGAGAAGAAAGCGAAAAAGGCGCAGAAGAGAAAGUCAGAGGUUCCGUGCACUGUGACCUCACCCACUACCGACGACCAACCAUCCACAUCAAAGCAAAUCAAAACGGACUCAGAGAAACUGACCAAUGGGACACCAGGAUCAUCCAAACUGACCAAUGGGCAGCCAGCAUCUUCCAAACCGACCAAUGGGGCGGCAGGACCGUCCUCAAAACCAGCCAGUGGGCAGAAGGCGGCAUCCGGCAAACUGACCAAUGGCAGUGCAUCAUCUUUGAAAUCAACCAAUGGCAGCAAAGAUACGCCCUUCGAUCACACCAAGAGUGCCGUCUAUAAGUCUCUCUUCCUACCCAAAGAUCAGAAAGGCAUUAACAAAGCACAUUGGGUGACCUAUAACCCUUACUAUGCUAUGUCCAAGUAAAGAUAACAUUAAACGCGUUGAACAGUUGGCCCUUGUGAUUGACUUGUGGUAAGCAGGUGUGAGAUUUUCAGACUUUUGUCUGAAAUGAGACUUUCUGAAUCUGAGAGAAAGACAUUUUCAGCAUAGAAAGAAAUGCAUCUUUCAGACUUUUCAUCGAAUUUUCAGACUAUAUUUGAAAUUGACAAUUUCAUCGCUGGAUAAGUAAAUUUUAUGAUUUUAUGAAAUUUUUAUGAAACCAUAAUCAUAGAACCUUAAUAAGGGUGGUACCGCAUUCGUGCACAUGUUGUAUGCAUUCUUUAAAUUCAAGUUGAGCAUGCAAAUCACCAGAUUUUUGUGGAGCGAAAAAGAUGUUGGUUGUCUUUUUGACGUACUGUUUUGAAUUUGGACCAGUGUCCUAUGAAAUUUGGACUCCUAUGAAAUCUGGUGUCUUUUACCUUAUAUGGACUCAAACCCUCACAAGUGACCAUUCACUGAUCUUUAUGUUCACUAAGGCAUGCACAAUACAUCCAACGAGUCUGUAUUUCAUAGAGUCCAAAUUUCUCACCACACCGGUUUUGUAUAAACCUGUCCUAUUUCUCAUCGGUAUUCCAUACACCAACUUUAUAGAAUGUAUGUCAUACACCCUUUUGACAGUCUCUCAAAAAACUUGGAUACCCUAUUUAAGAAAGUCUAGCUAACGACCUUAUGACUACAUCAUCGCUGGCAUCAAAUGUGUAGGCCCAACCGUAUAAAAAGAGUGGUCUUGGGCCCUGUAUGGCUUUAAUAGUUAAAAGCUGAUCAGGCUGCACGGACAAGCUUGAGCUACUUGAAUGGAUUCUUAUGUAACAUCUUGGCAACCUCCAUGGUAUUGAUGCAAAAGCAUUUCCACUGAAAUUUUGUGAAAAUUUUAGGAGAAAUUUGAAGGUUGACGUCAGAUAUGAAAAUGGGAAAAGGUAUUUGGCACAUUUGCACUCAUCUGUGUUCCAUAGCUCCAUGCUUAAACCUCUUUAAAUAGCAAUUUUUAGCAUACUAUAUUUAGCUUUUGUACAAAGUGUGUAGAAAAAUUGUAAAUAAAUAAACAACAAAAAAGAUA
Messenger RNA from Patiria miniata (bat star), 2171 nucleotides. RefSeq names its product replication termination factor 2-like (gene rtf2). Gene Ontology annotation, cellular component: nucleus. The transcript is spliced from 7 exons. Gene Ontology annotation, biological process: site-specific DNA replication termination at RTS1 barrier; mitotic DNA replication termination. The record is from RefSeq and is a predicted model, not a curated record. The coding region runs from base 116 to 1099 and encodes 327 amino acids. NCBI's taxonomy places the organism in Eukaryota, Metazoa, Echinodermata, Asteroidea, Valvatida, Asterinidae.